Aedes albopictus (Asian tiger mosquito) is the source of this 1256-nucleotide messenger RNA. RefSeq lists its product as uncharacterized. Lineage: Eukaryota; Metazoa; Arthropoda; Insecta; Diptera; Culicidae. The record is from RefSeq and is a predicted model, not a curated record. The transcript is spliced from 5 exons. Bases 327 to 1223 code for a protein of 298 amino acids.
UCAAAGUAUGUCAGUAUCGAACGUCAGUACAGACAAAUUUAUCCCAGACUUUGAAGUUUUAUUUUUCUAGUAUUUCAUUUUGGGUUUAACUUUUUCGAGUUUACGUCAAAUUCUUCAAAAUUGUUGAUUGAUGUUUUGCAAAUCGCCAGGAUCAAAUUAGUCUGACGGAUUUGAGGCGCCAGUUUUUUGGACCAACGCUGGAUGAAAGUGUUCUUUAUGGAGUCGACUGUUUGAGGGACUUAUUCUGCGGUAAUCAAGAUAACGUUCCACGAUCCAGUUCUAGUAGGGAACGUCGGAAUUCGAGCCGGAUAGCUAGUGAUUUGCAUAUGUAUCAAUCUUGUCGAGACGUUAGUCUUCGAGAUUCAGAGAAAGCUUUAGUUCCGAAGAAAGAACACGAUCACAUGGGAAAAGAGCUGAUGAACUCGCAUGGUCGAAAAUCAAAGUCUUCUAGUUUGAGUUCCAAAUCAUCGAAAAAGAAAUCUGUUUCCUCGGAAUUAGAAGCUCAGAAGAGAAAAUCCUCCAGUGACGAGCAUCAGAACAAUAAGUUAGCUCUCAAUGGAAAUUUGAAACAAGAAGUAAAGCGCAGCUCACUUACCAGUAGUGGUAACACAGAAGAAUAUGUGUCAUCUACGUCGACGGAAGAAAAAAUCUCAAGAGAAUCGUCCAAAGAAGAGAAGACUUCUGAAAAGAAACGUUCAUCAGAAUCAUCAUCGAUCACAAAGGAGUUCUCGAAGCCAUCUCAUCUUGAAAAACUUUCUUCAUCAUCCGAGCAAAGCCGCAAAACAAAAUCCUCUUCAAACGGAAGUAGCAAAAUUCUCGAGAAGCUGAAGAAAGACCUGGCCAACAGUUUUAUAUACGAGACGAAAACCAGUCCCCCAUCGGCACCGACGACACGUGGACGCCACACCCCCAGAACGGCGCGUCAUUCCACCCUGCGGUCCUCGUCCUUGCCGCCACCGAAAGCCCCGGCGAACGGCCGCCGACCCAAGCAGAUACGAACCAGAUGGGCCUUCGUCAAAGUGAACGAGUUCGAUGAUGGGGCAAAAACGUACGACGUGCUUCGGACCGACCUGCAAGUGGUGGACGUCGAGCGGCUGAAAGAUUCGCUGGGAGGAACAAUCGCCGCAGCCGACCUGCCCCCAGAAGCACCCACGGAGAUCGUUUUUGUCGCCCUGCCGGAUGGCUCCUCACUGUGCUAUCGGGGUAAACAUAUCAAACGAUGACUGUAGUCCAAUAUAUACGAGAAGGAACACGGA